Molecule: messenger RNA, 3805 nt
Organism: Morone saxatilis (striped sea-bass)
Lineage: Eukaryota; Metazoa; Chordata; Actinopteri; Moronidae
Product: cadherin-related family member 1
Exons: 18
Coding region: 171-2759 (862 amino acids)
Biological process (GO): homophilic cell-cell adhesion
Cellular component (GO): plasma membrane; catenin complex
Molecular function (GO): calcium ion binding; cadherin binding
Source: RefSeq, a predicted model, not a curated record
GAUGUCUGCGGAGGGAAGGGAUGCGUCACUGGAUUAGUGCCUAAGAAUCUGUCCCAGCCUCUUCCUCCUGAGCUGCUGAGACGCCUUCCAGAAGGGCACGACACUCGCUGCACGCUUUCCCUCCACCUAGCCUUCCACAUGAGCCAGCCAAGCCUUACCUCCCCACCAGGAUGAAGAAAGAAAAGAAAACGCAUGCUUUACUGUUUCUCCUCCUGCUUCACUUCACCUUGGCAAGACAAUCAGACUAUGCUCCAUAUUUUUAUGAUAAUGGACCCAGCAGUACAAAUGGGAAUAUGGCCUUGUUCAGCAUCUCAGAGGAUACACCAGUUGGAACACAAGUAUACAUUCUGAGUGGUCGAGAUCCAGAGGGAGAUCCAGUACGAUAUGGUCUGACUUUUGAAAAGGGCUCCAAAGAAUAUUUUAGGGUGGAUUCCAAAUCAGGAAAUGUGACUCUAAUUCAGGAGCUGGACAGAGAGAAACAAGGUGAAAUCUCAGUGCUCGUGAGCAUAACGGACGGUCGCAAUAAAGUUGUUGAGACUGUAAGAGUCUUUGUAACUGAUGCCAAUGAUGAACCACCUGAAUUUCAAAACCUGCCUUUCAUCAUUGAUAUCCCGGAGGACACUGCUCCAGGAAGUAGUAUCUACAGAGUGCAAGCAACGGAUAAAGAUAUUGGCUCAGGAGGCAGCGUCUCAUAUUAUCUACAGACAUUACCGUUUGCCAAGUUUACCAUCGAUGGGCACAGCGGUAUCCUUAGAGUCAAACCUGGUGAGACUUUGGACUACGAGACUACACCCACACACUUUGUGACGGUGGUUGCAAAGGAUGGAGGCGGAAAGUACAAGGGGAAGCACCAAGUGUUGACCUCCACAGCCACCAUAACAAUCAAUCUAAUUGAUGCACAAGACAUGCCCCCAUCCUUCAUAGGAACCCCUUACUUUGGCUACGUCUACGAAGUCUCAGUUCCUGGAUCUGAAAUUUUCACUGUGUAUGCUAAAGAUGGAGAUCAAGGCAAUCCUAACCCAAUACAUUAUUCUAUUAUGAAUGGGAGUGAUGGUGUGUUUGACAUAAAUGGCACGAGUGGAUGCAUCACCCUGACAACUUACCCAUCUCUUCUGAAAAAUGAAUUAUAUGAAAUUAAAGUCAAGGCGUCUGAGGUAGGACCAAACGAUCAGCUGCAGGACUACGACAUUACCAUGGUGACGGUCCGGGUUGUGGAUCUUAACAACCAUCCCCCGACCUUUUAUGGAGAAAACGGACCACAGAGCAAGUUUGAGGUCACCAUGUAUGAGCAUCCUCCUGCAGGGGAGAUCCUCCGAGGCUUUAAAAUCACAGUCAAUGACUCAGAUCAGGGAGCAAACGCUAAAUUUAAACUGAGACUUGUGGGGCCGAGUCGAGUCCUGCGAGUGGUUCCCCAGACGGUCCUUAAUGAAGCACAGGUGACCAUCAUCGUGGAAGACACAUCUGGCAUCGACUAUGAAAAGGGACCAACCCUUUCUUUUAAGCUGCUGGCGGUGGAGAUCGACACUCCGGAGAGGUUCAGUUCCACAGCUGACAUAGUGAUCAACCUGCUGGACACAAACGACAACAUCCCCAAAUUCACGUCCGAGUAUUACAUCGCCAGGGUCCCUGAGAACUCUCCUGGAGGCUCCAGCGUUGUGUCUGUAACAGCAAAUGAUCCCGAUUCAGGGCCUUGGGGUGAAGUCAAAUACACAAUUUAUGGAUCAGGAUCAGAUUUGUUUACCAUCCACCCGUCAUCAGGACUCAUCUCCACGCAGCCCUGGACCACCCUGGACGCAGAGGUCAGGUCUAAAUACAACUUUUACGUCAAGGCUGAAGAUUCAGAGGGGAAGUACAGCUUGGCUGAAGCCUUUGUCACCGUCCUCGACAUGAAUGACCACCCUCCAGAAUUUGAUGAAAAACUCCUGGAAAAGACCAUGAUUAUUGGUACACCUGUCAGAGUAGAGGCAGUGGAUGAAGAUGCAGAGUCUCCAAACAAUGUCAUUGAGUACUCCAUCAUGACAGCCGAUCCUGACAAUGCAUUUGAUAUCAACGCCGACACUGGGGAGAUCAAGCUGAAGCCGUACAUCAAGUCCAUGGAGAUUGUGCAGAACAUCACCAAGCAGAAGGACUGCAAGUGGUCUCUGGUGGUCCAAGCCAGGGACAGAGGCUCUCCAUCCUUCAGCACGACAACCGUGGUCAAUAUCGAUAUCACCGAGGCGACUCCUCUCAAGGGGCCUAUGGCGGCCUUUUUAUUGAAAAGUAGGGACAAUCCUAUGAAAGCUCUAGCCAUGGUCACUGUUAUUAUUAGCGUAUUGGUAGGGGUGACAGUCUUGAUCUCUACGGCUCUGUACAUGCGUAACUCAAAGUCAAACAGGAUCAUGCCGGCACGUCGCAUCAUUAAGAGGCGACCCAGGGACCAGCCGCCCUGGACCUUUAGGAUGCCCACUAUUACAUUCAACGACCCUGCAGAAAAGUUCCUCAUCGACAACCCAGAGAGUGGCAGGCAGCGGACCAGCAGCCCUCGGCCAAAGCCUCCACCCCCCAGCGCUCCUAGUCUACCCCCUCCACCCCCGUCUAACACACGCCCCAGUGAGAGGCCCCGUGCUGUCCCAACAAUAUCUGGCGCGCUGGCCUCCAAAGGCUCCAAGAAAGCUAAAUCUAGUCGCCGCAAAGAGGGAAAUAUGAGCUCUGCUUUAGUGUCAGAGCUAAAAAUGAAGCUGGAGCAGAAAAUCAUUGAGAGCAACCAAGGUUAUUAUUAAAUCUGUCACACAAACAUCUUGUUUGAGAUUCCCCGGUCCAUUCUUUGACGGCUCAUCUACUGUCCAAGAGUUGUCACCUGAGCUUCAUGUGAUGAUCUGGUAGGAUGGGCCUGCCUUUAGAUUAUACAUAAGUAAACGGUAUGAGGGGUAUAACACGAAGGUUUACAGAUAUUUAUGUCUUAAGAUGAUAUAUUAAACAAGUGGGCUUCACUGCAUCCUCGGUUGACCCAGCUUAGGUAAAGAGAGGAGAGAGCUCUACUCUGUCACUGGUGCAGUCGGAGAUAAUUCCCACACUGCCAUCUUGAGGAAGAUUACAUCAUCUUAACAGUAAGAAGCACCACUGUAAAUUGUCUAGAGAGAUGGUUACUAAGACUUACUGUGUAUACAUAAGUUACAUAACUUCCUGAAAAGUGUAAUGUUCACGACCUUGUAAUGUUUUCAACACAAAGCUAGGAUUUCACCCAAUAAAUCCUACUAAAAAAAUAUUUCUUCUUGCUCACUGGAGCAUGCAGCUGAAUGACAUGGUGAUGAAAAACAACACUGCUUAAGUGCUAAAGGACCUGUGUGUUAAUAUUUUUACUGUGUUACAUCAGCCGCUUGAAAGCUGACAAGUUGCUCUUUUGUAUGAUUACAAUGUGCCACUGUAGGUUUUCACAGUAACAUGAGCAAACAGAGUUGCUUUUAUUUAUUUGAGUGUGUAAUUCUAGAAAAUGCUUUUAUAUAAAUAACAUGGAUCCAUUUUAAAUGUACAGCAUUAUAUUAUUUUCAUUCUUUUUCAGUAUACAUAUAUGACAAGAUAUGAACAUUUCCAAGUUGUAUCUUGCAGCAGUAAAUAACAAAGUACAAAUUAAACCAUCUAACACCACUAGUCAGACAUUGUUGGUACAAAUUCUUAGUCAUAUGCUUAAGAUUUUCAAGUACAGAUCAGUAUGUAUAUAACUUGCUUGGACAUUUCCUUUAUAGAUAUAGAGUCUGUGUCGAACUUUUAGAGUCCACACACACGUUACUUUCCAUGUUACUCUUCAAUGCCUUCAAAUGUAGGCAAA